AUGGCUGCACUUUCUUCCUCGCCGAAGACGCCGUUCUGCGUCCCCAGUCUUACCCGUGCCGGCUUCUUCACCCGCAGCUCCAAUAAAACAAUAAAAUGCUCUCUCGACUUCCCAUCUCGACUUGGUCCCCUCUUUUGGCCUUGGGAGAAGGUCAAAAUUGGUCCAUUAUCCGUUUCUCCCAUGGGAUUUGGAACAUGGGCUUGGGGUAAUCAGCUGCUGUGGGGAUAUCGAGAAGAAAUGGAUGCUUCUCUUCAAGAGACAUUCAAUUUGGCUGUUAGAAAUGGGAUCACAUUAUUUGAUACUGCGGAUUCUUAUGGAACCGGAAGAUUGAAUGGGCGGAGUGAAAUUCUUCUAGGAAAAUUCAUUCGCGAGUACAAAG
Phalaenopsis equestris is the source of this 379-nucleotide messenger RNA. Its product is annotated as pyridoxal reductase, chloroplastic-like. Gene Ontology annotation, cellular component: cytoplasm. The annotation marks the transcript as partial. The record is from RefSeq and is a predicted model, not a curated record. The transcript is spliced from 2 exons. NCBI's taxonomy places the organism in Eukaryota, Viridiplantae, Streptophyta, Magnoliopsida, Asparagales, Orchidaceae.